AUGGCAGCUGCUACUACGUCCGCUGCGGCUGCGUCGUCGCAGGCACCCCCCGACUACUCGAAAGCAACCGACGGUACCGGUGUCAUUGCUGGCGAUCCAUGGCUCGAGCCUUUCGCACCUUCUCUCCGUGCAAGAUAUGCCCUCUAUACCGACUGGCUCAACAAGAUCAACGCCUCCGAGGGCGGCCUCGAGGCCUUCUCACGCUCCUACCGCAACAUGGGCUUCCAGAUUGAUCCCAAUACCCAGGCAGUCACCUACACCGAGUGGGCGCCCAAUGCCGUCGAAGCCUCGCUCAUCGGCGAUUUCAACGGCUGGUCUCGCGAUGCACACAAGAUGAACAGGGACGACUUUGGCAAAUGGCACAUCACCAUCCCGCCUCUGGCUCACGGACAAUGCGCCAUCCCGCACGACUCUAAGGUCAAGAUCUCCAUGUUGUUGCCCUCUGGGGAACGCAUCGAGCGCCUGCCUGCCUGGAUCUUGCGUGUCACCCAGGACCUCGAUGUCUCGCCUGUGUACGAUGCUCGUUUCUGGAACCCUCCCAAACAAGAACGCUACACGAUGCACUACCCGAAACCACCCAAGCCGAACAACAUCAAGGUCUACGAGGCGCACGUCGGUAUCGCUACUCCAGAAGCACGCGUUGGUCAGUUCAAAGAGUUCACCAAGAACGUCCUGCCACGCAUCAAAGAGCUCGGUUACAACACCAUCCAGCUCAUGGCCAUCCAGGAGCAUGCCUACUAUGCCUCGUUCGGCUACCAGGUUACCAACUUUUUCGCCGCGAGCAGCCGCUAUGGCAAUCCAGAAGACCUCAAGGAACUCAUCGACGUGGCCCAUUCGUUGGGCAUCACCGUUCUGCUCGAUAUCGUCCACUCGCAUGCCUGCAAAAACGUGCUCGACGGUCUCAACAUGUUUGACGGUUCCGACCACCUCUACUUCCAUGAAGGCGCCAAAGGUCGACACGAGCUGUGGGACUCACGUUUAUUCAACUAUGGCCAUCACGAGGUGCUGCGCUUCCUGUUGAGCAACUGCCUCUUUUGGAUGGAAGAGUACGGCUUUGACGGUUUCCGAUUCGAUGGUGUCACUUCGAUGCUCUACACCCACCACGGCAUCGGCACUGGAUUCAGCGGUGGAUACCACGAGUAUUUCGGUGAUUCGGUCGACGUUCAGGCCGUCGUUUACCUCAUGCUUGCUAAUCAUCUGAUCCACCAGUACAACCCCAACGCCAUCACCAUCGCUGAGGACGUUUCGGGCAUGCCUGCUCUCUGUCGCCCUGUCUCCGAAGGCGGUGUGGGCUUCGACUACCGCCUCUCGAUGGCGGUACCCGACAUGUGGAUCAAGCUGCUCAAGGAAAGUUCGGAUGAAGACUGGGAUUUCGGAAGCAUCUGCUUUACCCUCACCAACCGUCGACACCUGGAGAAGUCCAUCGCAUAUGCGGAGUCGCACGACCAAGCGCUCGUCGGAGACAAGACCCUCGCGUUCUGGCUCAUGGACAAAGAGAUGUACACGAACAUGUCGGACUUGACCGAACGCACGCAGGUUAUUGACCGCGGCUUGGCCUUCCACAAGAUGAUCCGACUCAUCACGCACGCUCUGGGUGGCGAGGGGUACCUCAACUUUAUCGGAAACGAGUUCGGACACCCGGAGUGGCUUGAUUUCCCGCGCGAAGGAAACGGCAACUCGUUCCACUACGCACGAAGACAGUUCAACCUCGUGGAUGACCAGUUGUUGCGGUACAGGUAUCUGUAUGCCUUCGACGCGGCCAUGAACAAUGCCGAGGACAAGUUCCAGUGGUUGGCGGCUCCGCAGGCGUACAUCUCGCUCAAGCACGAAUCGGAUCGUGUUGUUGCUUUUGAACGCGCUGGACUGCUCUUCGUCUUCAACUGGCACCCUACCAACUCGUACACAGACUACAGGGUGGGUGUCGAUGUGCCUGGCAAGUACAAGGUCCUGCUCGACACCGAUGCAAAGGAGCUAGGCGGGCACGGGAGGGUCGAUCAUGCUACGGAGUACUUCACGACCGACAUGGAGUGGAACGGUCGUCGCAACUUUGUGCAGGUUUAUUUGCCGAGUAGAAGCGCGAUUGUGCUGUACAAGGCCGAUUGA
Molecule: messenger RNA, 2103 nt
Organism: Sporisorium graminicola
Lineage: Eukaryota; Fungi; Basidiomycota; Ustilaginomycetes; Ustilaginales; Ustilaginaceae
Exons: 1
Coding region: 1-2103 (700 amino acids)
Biological process (GO): glycogen biosynthetic process
Cellular component (GO): cytoplasm
Molecular function (GO): cation binding; hydrolase activity, hydrolyzing O-glycosyl compounds; 1,4-alpha-glucan branching enzyme activity
Source: RefSeq, a predicted model, not a curated record